AUGGUCGCUCUCGACGCCCUGAAGGGUCUGGGGAUUGUACACUGCCACAUCAAACCAGAUAACAUCAUGCUACUCAGUUGGAGCCAGCCCUUCAGGGUGAAAUUGAUUGAUUUUGGAGAGGCGGUUCCAGUAUCUAAACUCCCACGGGGUCACUUUUUUCAGCCUGUUGGAUACAGGUGGGUUCAUCCUGCAGCUCAGGGGUUAAAACAGAGGAGUUUGACUCUUGAUAAAGUCUCCUGUGUCUGCAGACAGACUUCUAACCUGUUGUGUGGUUCUUCUUCCUCCUCAGAGCUCCAGAGGUAUCCUUGGGCCUGCCCCUCACGGAGGCAAUCGACAUGUGGGGGGUUGGCUGUGUUUUGGCCUCCCUUUUUUUGGCAGACAACCCAUUUCCAGUGGACUGUGACUAUCUGAUGGUAGGUGACCUUCUUCACACACAGAGCAGACUUUCUGCAGACCCUCCCCUGACCGUCUUUUUCUUUAUUUCUUUCUGCAGAUGAAACACAUAGUCAUAACGUUGGGCCAGCCUGAGGACCACCUGCUUGCCGCUGGUGAAAACACCCACCGGUAUUUUAAGCAGGACCCCUGGUGGAACCUGGAGGAUCCGCUGGCAUGGAGGCUGCUGGUAGAGAAACCAUGUUCCUCUUUCUUUGUAAAAUCACCUCUCUCAAUCACUUUGAAAAAACUGUCAUCUGACACAUUUUGUUUCUACAGACACCCAGAGAGUAUGAGACAGAGAAUUCCAGGCGCGCCUUCCUGGAUGACACAGAGCCUCUGAGAUCUCUGGAGGAUCUGGCUCAUGUAGGUCCUCUCUACUGUGUUUUAAAGACAAAUCAGAAGUAGUUAGUGAACAUCAGCUGACCUGAAUCUGUCUCCAAAUUUCAGAUCUAUUCAGACGGUGAUGCUGCAGAGAUGGAGGACAGGUUGGCUUUCGUAGACUUCCUGAAAGAUCUCCUCCAUCUCGAUGGGGCCAAAAGGAUCUCUCCUUCUACAGCUCUGCAGCACACUUAUCUGACCAUGAGUCACCAGGUGAUGUCUCCAGAGACCACAGAUGAGUAAUUGACUGUGUGGAUGAAGCAAAGCAAGGCAGCAUUAUUUUUUCAAGCUCCAUUCAUGCACAGAGGGAUUCAGAUGCUUUACAGAGAUCAAAACAAAAAGUUCAGAGCAUUCAGAAAGAAUCUGAUAUUUAACAUGCACACAGACAUCUGUCUCACUGGCUGUAUUGAUGAUUGAUUCACUGAUUGAUCUUCACCCUUUUCCUUCUUGAACAGCACCACAAGUGUGAUGGGGAGCUCACCAACCCCACACCAGCAGUCAGCCCCAACAAGCGGCCAUGAAACUGAGGACAGUGGUCUUUCUGUUGAAGAGGAGCCACCUCAAGAUGCAGACUGCCUCAGUGAGGGUCAACUGGUGGAGUCUCCCUUUGCCCUCUCAGCAUCCAGCUCCAUUUUUUCGGCCUUUGACUCUACCUCUUUGGUGUCAGAGGGAGACUCUGUUGAAGAGGAGCAACCUCUAGAUGCAGACUACCUCAGUGAGGGUCAACUGGUGGAGACUCCCUUUGCCCUCUCAGCAUCCAGCGCCAUUUGUUUGGCCUUUGACUCCGCCUCUGUGGUGUCAUACUCUGUGGUGUCAGACUCUGCCUUUCCAUGGUCAGACCACAGUUCUCUAGGCCCAGACUCUGUCUCUCUGGCCUUAGACCGAACCCCUCCAGCCUCAGACUCCGCCUCUCCGGCCUCAGCCUCUGCCUCCCUGGCCUCAGCCUCCACCAGCCGCAGCAGGAACCUACUGAAGAGGGUCCGAAGCUUCUUCAGCAGGUUGAAGAUGGCCCUCUGUUGCUGCUGUCGGGCAGAGGAGGACUAA
Molecule: messenger RNA, 1857 nt
Organism: Xyrichtys novacula (pearly razorfish)
Lineage: Eukaryota; Metazoa; Chordata; Actinopteri; Labriformes; Labridae
Source: the annotation of a GenBank genome assembly